CACUGCUGCCGCCAGCGGCUCUACGUCAGCUUCCAGGAGCUCGGCUGGGACGACUGGAUCCUCUUCCCCAGCGGCUACUACGCCAACUACUGCCUGGGAAACUGCGCCAGCCGCACGCCCGACACUUUCCGCAACUUCCACACGCACGUGAUCGAGGGUUACCGGGUCGUGACAGGCGGUCACGGCCUCGACGGCUUCAAUCCGUGCUGCGCGCCCACGAAGCUGUCGCCCAUGUCGCUGCUCUACUUCGACGCCGACAAGAACAUCAUCAAGCGCGACCUGCCUAAGAUGGUGGUGGAGGAGUGCGGCUGCAUGUGAACGCGGCGCGACCCGCGCCUGUGAUAUUACACAUUAUC
Molecule: messenger RNA, 356 nt
Organism: Pollicipes pollicipes
Lineage: Eukaryota; Metazoa; Arthropoda; Thecostraca; Pollicipedomorpha; Pollicipedidae
Product: inhibin beta B chain-like
Exons: 1
Cellular component (GO): extracellular region
Molecular function (GO): cytokine activity; growth factor activity
Source: RefSeq, a predicted model, not a curated record